Messenger RNA from Heterostelium album PN500, 4215 nucleotides. RefSeq names its product p21-activated protein kinase (gene pakD). Gene Ontology annotation, molecular function: protein serine/threonine kinase activity; ATP binding. The record is from RefSeq and is a predicted model, not a curated record. The coding region runs from base 1 to 4215 and encodes 1404 amino acids. Gene Ontology annotation, cellular component: proteasome core complex, beta-subunit complex; cytoplasm; proteasome core complex. The transcript is spliced from 21 exons. Gene Ontology annotation, biological process: proteasome-mediated ubiquitin-dependent protein catabolic process; intracellular signal transduction; protein phosphorylation. NCBI's taxonomy places the organism in Eukaryota, Evosea, Eumycetozoa, Acytosteliales, Acytosteliaceae.
AUGAGUAUUAUGGAAUAUAAUGGUGGUGCCGUCAUUGUUAUGACCGGUAAGGAUUGUGUUGCCAUCGCUACAGAUCUUAGAUUCGGUAUUCAACACACAACCGUCUCUACAAACAACCCUAAAGUAUAUAGAAUAAGUGAUAAAUGUUUCAUUGGUAUCUCUGGUUUAGUUACAGAUGCCCAAACUUUAUAUCAAAAGCUUGUAUUUAGACACAACCUUUAUAAAUUGAAAGAAGAAAGAGAUAUGUCACCACAGGUAUUGACUAAUUUAGUUUCGAAUAUGUUGUAUGAAAAGAGAUUUGGACCAUACUUUACAGAACCAGUUAUUUGUGGAUUGGACAGUAAUAAUAAACCAUUUAUCUCUGGUAUGGAUUUGAUUGGUGCACCGGUACAAACUGAUGACUUUUUGUUAGUCGGUACAAUGACUCCUGCCAUGUAUGGUCUAUGUGAAACUUUAUACAAGAAAGAUAUGAGAGAUGCCAUGAGUGGUUGGGGUGCUGAAGUUACUGUUAUUUGUCCAGAUAAGGUAUUCAGAAGAAAAUAUCUCUUUUUCCUCCCGACAUCAUCAUCGUCAUUGUCAUCAUCAAAUCACAUUCAAUUCAAAUCAAAUCAAAAUAAUAUCAAAUCAAACAAUCAAAUCUUUCAUAAACAAGUUUCUACAACCGGCAUUGGUCAAUCAACAACUAAUCAGUCAAACAAUCAAACAAUCAAACAAUCAGUCAAAAAAUUCAUAUUUUAUAAGAAGAAGAAGAAGAAGGCAAAGCAGGCAGCCUAUAUGUUCAUGAGCACCUAUUCGAAUACCAAUGCCAGCAAUCACAACAAUAGCAAUAACAGCAACAGCAAUAGCAAUAGCAAUAACAAUAACAGUAUGACGACAAUGCUGUCAUUAUCAUCGGCAUCACAGUAUCAGCUAAACACCAGUGGUAGUAGCGGAAGUAACAGUAACAGUAACAUCAAUCUUAGUAACAGUAGUAACAUUCAACACUACUCUAAUAUCACUACUGUUUCUUCAACCUCAACAACAUUGGAUGAAUUGGAGAUAAAGAAAUGGAUUCAACAAAAAUGUCCAUCGUUAUUAUCAGUAGAUUUUCUAGAGAUUGAUAUUUUGGAAUCGUUGCAUUCCGCUAUACAUUCCUUUAUCAACCUGAAGACUGUAAAAGACAGUGGAUCGUUUCUAUCUUCUCCACCGACUUUAUCAUCUUCUUCAUCGUCACAUGUCACAAAUGGCAAUGGUAAUGGUAAUGGUAAUGGAAAUGGAUCAUCAUCAUUGUUUAUAUCAUCUACAUCUACAACACCAUCAACACCUUCAACACCACUGACUCAGUCAGCACCUUUAUUAACUACAACAUCAACAUCGACAACAAACAACAACAAUUUGAUGUCUUUAUCAUCAUCCUCAAAGAAGUCAAUUCACAAGUCAUCGUCGGCCUCAUUAUCAUCGUCAUCCAAACAACAACAACAGGCAUCAUCUGAUUCCAAAUUGAAAUUGAUAUCAACUAGAAAAGAUCAACAACAACAACAUCAACAACCUUCAGAUUCUUCAUCAUCAUCAGAUUCAUCGUCAGAUUCAUCAUCCUCAUCGGAUUCGUCAGACUCUGAAGAUUCAACAUCGAUUCAUAACAACUCAUUCCUCAGUGAUAGUUCCGGUGUUCCACUAAUGUUUGGUAACAGUAUCUCCUAUAAAUCGUUCGUAAAGGAACUGCUACAUCUUAAAGACCGAAUAUCCAAACAGGAAAAGACAAUACUCGUUCAAAAGGAAAAGAUUGAAUCACUUCACAAAGAAUUGGAUACCGAGCGACAAAAGAGUAAAAAGUUAAGUGAACCUAUAUCGGAUCCGCCACGUUCCUCCAACUCUAGUCUAUCGAUCUCGAAACACCCGUUGUCUCGUACCAAUUCACAUCUUCCACCUCUCAGGAAAUCAAUCUCUCACAACAAUAUAACAACAACCAAUAUAAUGAAUCAACAACAACAACAACAACAACAUCAAUUGCAACAGAAAUUAAUACAACAAAAUCAACAAAAUCAACAACAACAUCAAUUUCACUUUACAAGUCCAACUGCAUCUAGUAGUUUUCUAAAGUUUAGUGGACAUCAUACUAAUUUAAGUGGCGGUGGUGGAAAUAGUGGAUUCCCAUUGAGUGGUGGAUCGUCACCAAUGAUGUUAUCGCACCAACAGCAUUCAAUGGAAGUCAUAGAGCUGGAAGUGGAUCGUGAACUAUUGGAUUUCGGCAGGAAGAUCGUCUCUGCUUUGAUAUCCUCUAGUAAUCACGUGGAGAUGACCGACAUCUACAAGAUGAACAAUAUAUUCACCAAUGACUAUGCUCGUAGAAGUAUAUGUAUGACAUUGGAUGAAGAAACAAAAGCAAAUCAAAUGAAUCUACCAAUGAAUGAGAAUUCAUAUGAAGUAACGCUGUAUUUGAUAAAUACAAUCUUACAGAAUUUAUAUGAAGCGAAAGCUAAAGAUUACUUUAGUUGUAAAUUGAUUAUGGAUUGCUCGCGUAUAUUGAAUCGAAAGAAGAUCAAUGGAACCUGUGAGUUCAUUCAAGAGUUUAUCAAGGAUCAUCCGACAUGGAAAGAUCUAAGCUUUUGGGAGGAACUCUACUGGGAUGAAUUGGUAAUGAAACACGAGCAGUUUGGAUAUGACAAUUAUGUUGAAUUUGAUAUAGAUUUAGUUUGUACUUUAUUAUUAUCAUUUGUAUAUAAUCUACAUGGUUGGGGAUUAGGAAAGAAUGAAGUAAUUGAAUUCUCCAAUUCCAUGGCAAAGAAAUCACUGUUGAAAGGAGAGGCAAUGGCUCAUUUCAUCGAUCAGGUGCGUAGUAUUACCGAUCUGACAUUCAAGUCGGAUGGCUUCAAAGGCAAGCAUUCAUUCGUGCUCAAGAACUUUAAGAACAUCUCAGAGUGCAACCAUUGCAACCAAUAUAUAUGGGGUGUAAGAGGUAUCGUCGAGAGACAGGCAUUCGAGUGUGUAGGUUGUAAAUAUAAAUCACAUAAAAAGUGUUUAAAACAUGCUUCUGAAUCUUGUUGUACUGCUCCGAAUGUUGGUGCACCAUUCAAUGUUAAACAUGAAAUUCAUGUUGGGUUGGCACUACAAGGUAUACCUGAUCAAUGGAAGACAUUGUUGGCACAAUCUGGAUUCCAAGAUGGUGAGAUUAAUCAGCAUCCAGAUGAUGUUUUAGAUGUACUUGAAUUCCAUCAUGUAUAUAAUCAAAAGUCAGGUACAUCACACUUUGAGAGAAGUGAAUCGAUGACUAAUAUACCACCGAGACCACUCUCGCCAACCAUUGAUAGUAAUACACAAUUACUUGCACUUGAAGAACCUUCUUUUACUCUAAAGGAUUUAGUUUCUUCAGAAAACCCUGAAGAAUUAUAUAAAGAUAUUGUAAAGAUUGGUGGAGGAUCAACUGGUAAUGUUUAUUGUGGUACGAAUAUUCAGACUGGUGAGAAGGUUGCAAUCAAAAAGAUGAAGGUCGACAAUAAGAAUAUAAAGAAUGUGAUCAAUGAGAUUUGUACAAUGAAGAACUGCACACAUAAGAAUUUAAUUAGAUAUAUCAACUCUUAUUUAGUUCUCAAUCAUCUUUGGUUAACAAUGGAGUAUAUGUCAUUUGGAUCACUUACAGAUAUGAUCGGUACAAAGAAUCAGUCAUUCAAUGAAUCACAUAUCGCUUACAUUUGUCUACAGGUUCUUCAAGGUAUCGAUUAUAUACACAAGGGUCAUCGCAUUCACAGAGAUAUAAAAUCUGAUAAUAUACUUGUUGGUAGAGAUGGUAGCAUUAAGAUUGCUGAUUUUGGAUUUGUUGCUAAUCUUACUAGAGCUAAACUACAAAGAAACAGUGUAGUUGGAACACCCUAUUGGAUGGCACCAGAACUUAUCAGAGGUAACCAAUACAAUCAUAAGAUCGACAUAUGGAGUCUUGGUAUAUUAGCCAGAGAACUAUCGGAAGGUGAACCACCCUAUGCUAAAUAUCCACCUGUUAGAGCAUUGUUUUUAUUGACAUUAGAAGGUGUACCUGAUUUCAAAGAACCAAUGAAAUGGUCGAAUGAAUUCAUAGACUUUGUAAACUUGUGUCUCAAUCUUGAUGAUAAGAGAAGACCUGACGCGCACUAUCUCUUGAGACACGUGUUCCUAAAGAAAGCUUGCUCAGCCAAAGAGUUCACCGAGAAAAUCGAUGAGAUUGCAACCAUCAAGCAAAACAAUUUCUCUGAUAUUACUUUAUAG